AUGUUGAAUGAUCAAUUAAAUACAUUUAUAAAUGUUACUGAAUCUGAGGAUUUCAAUUUAAGUCUAAAAUAUUAUAAUAAUACAGAGGUAUUGACAAAUAAAAAGGAUGUUAUUAUAGAUGAAUAUCUACAAUCUAUUGGACUAAUUAUUUUAUUGGUUUUAUUCUUUAUGAUUGUUAUUGGUAAUUUGACUGUACUUGGUGUGAUUUUCUCAAGAAAAAUCAAAACACAAAUGAAAAUAUUCAUCAUUAACUUAGCUAUUACAGACCUCUUUGUUGCUCUUGGUGGAAUCUUACCAGAAAUAAUUUGGAAUAUAACAAUCGUAUUUUAUGCACCAACAUUUGUUUGUAAACUAGUGAAGUAUAUGUCUACUACCAUAACAUAUGGAAGCUCUUUCGCACUAAUAGCGUUAAGUAUUGAUCGUGCAGAGGCUGUAUGUAGACCACUCCGAGCUACAUCGUCAAAAUUCAGUAAAAAAACACAUGCUCUCAUGUUAAUCGGAUCUGCAUGGUUAGCAGCAAUGAUAUGCGGUAUACCUACGGCGUUUCUAGCUCAAAAGGUCUAUGAAGGAACAAAGUAUGAAAACUGUCGAUUCGACUUUAGUAGGAUUAGUCCACAAGCCUAUCUAACUUCUAUAGCAAUGUCAGUUUUUGUUAUACCAGCAUUUAUUAUAGCCACCUGUCAUAUUAUCAUCGUAAUCAAAAUUUGGAGUGCAUCCAAAUCUCGAAAAUUCAGAAUAAAUGAUCUACCAGAUCUGCGUCAAAAACAAUCUCAGGAAAAACACCCAAACAACCCACUUUCUGUAACUACGAUUUCUAUAUCAAACAAGAAGCUAAGUGAAUUGUCACUCGAUAAAAAGAGUCUACGAAUCGGACUAUCUAGACGUGUUAACCGUAAACAUGUACAUUCCAGUUGUAUAUCCCGUGCUAAAGUGAAAACAGUUAAAAUGACUUGUCUGAUAGUCUCAACUUAUGUGAUUUGUUGGUGUCCAUUUAUGGUAUGGAACCUAAUGGUUACUUAUGGAUAUAUGAGACGAUGCGCUCCAUAUUUGAUGAAAUAUUCACCAAUUAUUCAACAUUUGGUACCACUGAAUUCAACCGUAAAUCCUGCGAUAUUUUGGAUAUUCAAUGCAGAAAACUUCAUUCGGAGACGGAGAAGAAUAACCGGAAUAGUUGUGACAGAUGCAACGAAAUUUUGA
This is a messenger RNA of Schistosoma rodhaini, 1197 nucleotides long. NCBI's taxonomy places the organism in Eukaryota, Metazoa, Platyhelminthes, Trematoda, Strigeidida, Schistosomatidae. The record is from the annotation of a GenBank genome assembly.